Molecule: messenger RNA, 1463 nt
Organism: Pecten maximus
Lineage: Eukaryota; Metazoa; Mollusca; Bivalvia; Pectinida; Pectinidae
Product: cell adhesion molecule 3-like
Exons: 9
Coding region: 45-1463 (472 amino acids)
Source: RefSeq, a predicted model, not a curated record
AAAUGUAGACAUCUAAAUCAUCUUCUUGGUUUCAAAUAUUCAGUAUGACGACUGUUUGGGUGGUGUCAGUGAUACUUGUGAUCCUGUACUCGGCUGAAGUACACGGUGAUAUAUCUGUCACAUCGACAGUUAACCCAGUAGGACUUAUAGGGAACAAUGACGUGGAACUUGUGUGUACAUACAGUCUGUCGUCGUUCUAUGAUAGAGUGACUACAAUGGUGUGGUGCAGGGAGACAUCUAAAGACUCCGGAAGAUACGAAGAAUUAGCAACGUUUUAUCCACCGGGAAAAAGUCAAGACCGCGCGACAUUAAAAAACUUAUCAAAUCCUUCUGUGUUUGAGCGAAUAGUUCUAACCAAUCCUACGGAAUCCUCCCUCACAGCAAAAAUGAAGUUUACAAGUGUGGUGUGCGGUGACGAACGUAAAUAUCAAUGUGCUGUACUUGCAAAAAAAGCAUAUACAAAUUCCAGCAUGUGGGCGAAACCAACCAUUGACACCAUUCUUAGAGUCACAGCAACUCCCAAUACCACUUCCUUUGGUGAAGUAGAAAUGGUCCCAGCGUCGAAUAUAGAGGAGGGACAGACAGUCCAGUUCACGUGUACCAGUAACGUUGGUCGGCGGGCCGGGACGUUCCUGUGGACCAAGUACAGGAGUAUAUCUGAUUCCAUGGGUAGUACCGUAACCUCUACCACACAGACAUUCCCCAGUACCGACUGUACCUACACCGGAAGUAGUGUUAUCUCCAUAGUGAUGACCAAGGACGACGAUGGCGUCAUCAUCAGGUGUACCAUACAACAGGAAACUAUCUCUGACCAAUCAAACAAGGCCUACUAUAGACAAACUAAUCCCAUCAGGGUUUGUGCAACUCCCAAUACCACUUCCUUUGGUGAAGUAGAAAUGGUCCCAGCGUCGAAUAUAGAGGAGGGACAGACAGUCCAGUUCACGUGUACCAGUAACGUUGGUCGGCCGGCCGGGACGUUCCUGUGGACCAAGUACAGGGGUAUAUCUGAUUCCGUGGGAACAACCGUAACCUCUACCACACAGACAUUCCCCAGUACCGACUGUACCUACACCGGAAGUAGUGUUAUCUCCAUAGUGAUGACCAAGGACGACGAUGGCGUCAUCAUCAGGUGUACCAUACAACAGGAAACUAUAUCUGACCAAUCAAACAAGGCCUACUAUAGACAAACUAAUCCAAUCAAAGUGGAUUCUCCAGAUCCAUCCAUGGGGGAAACGACAUAUGGAGGCGAAGUAAUUAGCACUGUGGGGAUGAUACUGUUGUCUAUAUCGGUGAUCCUGUUGUCAUUGACCGUCGGACUUGGGAUAUUUAUCAGUCACAACAAAAGACUUCCUUUUUCCCAAACGCCAAUUACGGAGAUUUCGGCGAGGUUUCCUAUGGCUCUUCCUUCAGGAUUCGUCAAUCACCAUAAAUAUCGUAACCCUCGGAGGCGACUAAAAGCUUGA